Molecule: messenger RNA, 12724 nt
Organism: Mya arenaria
Lineage: Eukaryota; Metazoa; Mollusca; Bivalvia; Myida; Myidae
Product: protein phosphatase 1 regulatory subunit 37-like
Exons: 13
Coding region: 107-3487 (1126 amino acids)
Molecular function (GO): protein binding
Source: RefSeq, a predicted model, not a curated record
CUGGUGGCACUUUCAUGUUCGUUUGUAUUUUGUUCUCAAAUAACACAUUGGUAUCCUCGGUUUUGGAAUUAUAUUCAGUCGAAACAAAAUGAUAAUUCUAUAAAGAAUGGAUGAAAACCAAAAACCCGCAUUGACAAGCACAGAUGUGCAAAAUACUGGUGAUGAAAAUGAGCCAGAAAAAUCCUCCCCAUCUUUCAGUAAAGAAGAGGAAGUAAACAAACCAGUUUUAGAUUCCGACCCAGAAACUGUCACUAAGAUAGAUGAUGUGACUAAGGAAGUUUUGGAUAAAGAAAGAAUUGGGUCAUCUGAGAGUGAUCAAAAUUUAUCAAAUCUGGAAAAGAAGGACAAACGGAAAGUCAGUUUUCCUGUAGAUUCCAAAAUAGUAAAGGACUUUUUGGAACCACCAGAUCCUUGGAAAAAUGUUCCUGAAUGGAGAACUGAAGACUUAAUAAAAGCUUACAAGACAAGCUGUGAAAGGCAUGGAACUAAACCACUGUCUAAGAUUUUAAAGCAGUUAGGAGGCAUUGAAAAUGUCGGAGAGCGUUAUGAAAUCCUAAGUUUAAAAGGUGAGCGGCUGGAUAUGCGUCAAUGCGAGAGUCUGGAAGACAUUCUGCGACAUGUACGUUUCCGCUGUAUAGACCUUGAGGCCACACAUCUGGAUGAUGAGAUGGCUGUGGCGAUAUUUGAGAUGGUGGAGUACUACGAGUCCGCGAGUAAGCUCAACAUAUCUUUCAACAAGGGCAUAGGGCCCCGUGGUUGGCAAUCCUGCUCAAAACUUGUCAGAAAGACACCGUGCCUGACGUUCGUUGAUGCGCGGAGCUGCGAUUUAAAUGAAAGAGUGAUCCCAAUAUUUGGACGGGCCCUGAGAAUGGGCUGUUUUCUGCAGAGGCUGCAUCUGCAGAGCGCAAACCUUGCAGGAAGGGCCCUCGUUAUACUGGUUGCGGCCUUGAAAAUGAACGAGGUCUUGAAGGAGCUGUUUAUCGGGGAUAACAAGUUCACGGCGACGGACGGGGUCCAGAUUGGUAACCUGCUCAAGUAUAACCAUAAACUGGAGCUCCUAGAUCUCAGAAACAACCAUCUACAGGAUGUUGGAGUGGGUCAUGUAUGUGACGGGCUGGCAGAGCAAUGUCUCGACUCCGGUCUUCUUACCCUUGUGCUCUGGAAUAACCAAGUCACCUUCCAGGCCAUGAAUGCCAUCAACAAGGCACUCACGACAGCGGAACACCUAGAAACGUUAAAUCUAGGCCACAACCCAAUCACCAAUGAGGGCAUCCACAUACUGAAGGACGGGCUUCUGAAAACCAAGCUGCUAAAGCUUGGGCUCUCGGGCACGAAGGUUUCAUGUGAAGGAGCUGUUGCCCUGGCUGAGGUUAUAGCAGACAACAAUAAGCUUGUCAGGGUCGACCUGCAGGAGAAUGACAUCAAAACUGCAGGCCUGAUGGCGUUAUCCCUGGCUCUCAAGGUGAAUGAAACAAUCACCCGGCUAGAUGUGGAUAGAGACACCAAGAAAGAAUCAGGUGUGAAAGACUAUGCAGAACAACAGAAGAGAUUACAAAAAGACAUUGCUUCUUGCCUGGAGAGAAACCGCGAUAUUUUUCGCAAACUCGAAGAUGAAAAACGUCUCCUGGAAGAGAAAAACCAGGAAAACGCCCGCAAGCUUGAAGAAGCUUCUGAAGACUUAACAGAAUCCAGUGAAUACAUUCCAUCUGGUGACACGAUCCACAGACCAAAACUGUUAUUUAUUCCACAACCUAUAUAUAUACCUGAGCACGAAUUGGACUCGCCUGUUUUAGGACAAGACUUUGAAUUUGAGGAGUUCAAUUUUGAAUCCACUUCAGGCGUGACCAAACCCAAGCAAUUGUCAGUACCCCAAGGGGCUGAUUUGUUGAGUCCCCAGUACUGUGCAAACCCCAAAGCCACAGCCAAAAAGAUUUUCUCAGUAACAAAAGUGACAAGCCCUCUUCAAGCUGCUCCAUUGUCAAGCAAUUCCACUGGAUUACCAGGAUUUAGUUUUUCUACACUGACUUCAGCAGUAAAUAGUGUGAUAAACUCACCCACCCAGGUCCACCCCCCAGUUGGGAGAAGGGGAGAUGGGGAAACUCUCCCAGAUUUCCCCCAGAUAUGCCCACCACUGGCUACAGUGGAUGUACAGAGUCUCGGCACACCCAUUCCAAUAACAGUACCUCUAACCUCUGACGCGUCCAGUCCCAAUUCACUUCAAAAAGUGAUUGAGGAACAAACUCUAGUGACAUACAUUCAGCAGAUUGUUGACGCUAAGAACAUAACAUCUGAACUUCCAAAAGUGGGUGAUUCAAAUGUUGUUGUUGAUGCCGAGAACAAAACAUCUGAACUUCCAAAAGUGGAUGAUUUAAAUGUUGUGGAGACAGACAACGGUGUUUCUGAACUGAAAGGUAAUUCAGGUCCUCCAAAAGUGGAUGAUCCACAUUCUGUUGAGACGGUUGAUGUAGUUUUGGAACCCAAAAGUAAUUCUGAUGCUGAAGAUAAUGUGUCAGAACUGAAAAAGAGUUCUGAAACUUUGUCAGAAGAUUCUGUCAGUGAAGGUAAUGAAACUGUUGAAAACUGUGAUGUGGAAACUAGUGAUAAUCAUGUGAACGAUGCAAUUGAAACCAAUGGUGAUACUGUUGAAUGUGAUAAUUCACGGCUGCCUGAAGACAAUAAUAUUGAAGUUAAACCGGAGAGUAAAGAAGGUGUUGAUUCGGUUAGUAGUGGUGCGAGUGGGGAUGGUAGUGAUUUAAAGGUUGAAACUGGUGUUCAUAAGGAGGAAACUGUUAGUGUUAACGAUGAUGUUCCAAUAGACCAUCCUGAUGAUAUUGAUGAUAAGGAAAACAAUGGUUUAUGUGUUAGUGUUAAAGAUAAUGUUCCAGUGGACCAUCCUGAUGAUAUUGAUGAUAAGGAAAACAGUGAUUUAUGUGUAGAAAAAACAAGUGUUGAAAAUACUCAAAACAUUACAGAAAGUUCUAACAACGCAUGUUCAAGUGCAGAUAAUGAAGCUGGUUCUAAUGUGUGGAAUAAUAAUAGAAACAUAGCAAUGGGUUCUAGUCCACAAAAUUUGUCCAUUGUUGUCUGUGAUGUUAAAAUUCCAGAGGAAAAUAUAUUGUCGGCAAAGAAAAAUGAUGAAACUUGUGAUGAUCAAAAUGAAGAUGUUGGUUUAAAUGGUGAUUUUGUCGACUGCUUUGACCAGUUUGAAGAGGCUGGUGAUAAAGGUGUUGGGAAUAUCAAAGAAAAUGAUAAAAAUAGUCUAGACUCAGAACCCUGGAACUCACUAAAUGAUUCGGAUUUCUCUGACAAUGUAAACGGUGGAAUACCAGUACCUACUCCUGUGGGCAAUAAACCUGACUUCCAUACAAAUCUUUCCUUCAAUGGUCUACAACAGGAGCUGGCCAGUUUGAUUGAUGAAGAAUCUUCGCUAGCCAACGGCUCGGUGAAAUCGGGCAAAUGCCAAGAUGCAGAACCUGUGGCGCAUUGAAACCAAUACAUGUAGGAUAAAUAAUAGCAAUAUUCAUGGUGCUUACAGCGGUUAAGGCAGGACAGUUACAGAACACUGUUGGAAAAAAAACACAUGAACAGCACGCCCUAUGAAAAGAUUGUUAUAUAGCAUACAUACAUCUAAUAUUUUGGAUAAAGCUCCCAUGCCAAUGUUACGACAUGUAUUCAAGUGAACAACUGACCCAAGAGACUGGUCAGUCCAUCGAGUGAAUGAACAAAAUGAACAUGUUUUCAUGUAGAAACAGAACUUCAUACAUACAUGUGCAUGGAUUGAACGAAGAAAAGAACAUGUUUCCAUGUACAAAAUAACUUCAUACUUACAUGUCAAUUGCUUGAAAGAAGAGAAAGAACAUGUUUCCAUGUAGAAACAGAACUUCUUACUUACAUGCCAAUUGCUUCAAAGAAGAGAAAGAACACGGUUUCCAUGUACUAGAAACAGAACUUCAUACUUACAUGUAAAUCGCUUGAAAGAAGAGAAAGAACAAGUUUCCAUGUAGAAACAGAACUUAAUACUUACAUGUCCAUCGCUUGAAAGAAGAAAAAGAUUUUUUUUUCCAUGUACUGAAGAACUCCAUAUCUUCAUACACACAUGGAUUACUUGUUUACCAUUGCUAAUUCAUAGUGGAUCCAUUUGUGGUCAUAAUGAUUUCAGUGUAAAUUCAUGAACCACCUCAUUCUUGCUAAUAAUGAGUGGUUUUGACUUCUUAUAUGUACAUCGUAAGGCAACUAUAAAUUAUUUGCUAGAUUUUUGUCCCGCCCAUCCCCUCUUUCUUCCCCCCCCCCCCCCGGCUUGUCUAGAAACACGUGUAAACAGUUACUUAGGCACUAAGAAAGAGUAUAAACACAUAUUUAAAGGUGAAACAGUAAUCUUAAAAAAAGAAAAUGUUACCCCCCACCCCCAUUAAAAUAAAACAAAUGGAUGUAAAUCUAGCAGUUAAUUUAUAUCAGCCUUAUGGACGGCAUUUUACGUCCAACUUGGCAAUUAAACAUACACAUGUGAUUACUACUUGGGCAUACAAAAUCGGAUAUUUAGUUUGUUACUCACAUAUAUAUUCACACUUAUACAUAUAGUAGGAUGAAAUGACGUCAGUUUCAAGUUACUUAAGUGUUAUGUAAGAAAAUAAUUAAUGGUUGUAUUAUAUGCGAAACAAUGAACGUCAUGUGAUAAGAUCACAUCUGGUAUCCAACUUGUACGUGUACUUAGCAAAGCAUCUAGGUCUGAAAUUAAUUUCCAUCUUAGAUUUAUAUUAAUUUGAAGAUUAUGAUCUCAGUGUUUUGAUUGGACUGUUAAACUUUUUAGCCAAUGAAAUAAAAGGAAUCAGAUUUUACUUAAUUUUCAAAUUAUAAUCUCAGUGUUUUGAUUGGGCUGUUAAACUGGUUUAAGCCAAUGAAAUGAAAGGAAUCACUAAGGAGUCAUGUCUAAGGAUAGGGGGUAAAAAAAGGAAAGGAAAAAACCGACAUACCAACACCUUGGAAGUUAAGUUCGGAAAACAUCAAACAAACAAUUCACUCUGGCCUUGUUGAAAUGUUGUAUAAUUUUAGUAAUAUGUUAAUUCUCUGUGUGUUUUUUCCUGGAUUGGUAAUACAUGUACCACUGUAAAUAACUUCUAAUUACUAAAACCGGGUAUUCUUAUUUCAAGGUUGUGUAAUAACGUGAUUGUGUAAUAAUUUAUCCCCAUUAAAUUUUUAUAAUAUAUUUUCUUUCUGUAAAGUAUAUGUACUUAAAAACUGGCUCAUUAAAAGUGGGAUUUAUUUCCCCCCCGGUAAAUAUUAUUAAUAUGUUUUCUUUUUGCUUGUAAUAAAGUACAUGUACUGCUGAACUCGCUCAUUGAAAUCAAGAUUUUUAAACAUUUCUUUCGUGGCUAGAUGCGUGUUUUUCCCCUUCUAUCCAGAGCUUCAUAGAUAAGCUUCCCCUUUUUACUCUUAAAGCUGCACUCUCUCAGAUUGAUAGUUUUGAAAAAUAAUUUUUUGAGUUUUUGUCUCAGAAUCGGCUGAUUUUGUUAUCACAUUAAACGCCUUCAAUUCAGUUGGAUAGGAUAACUCACAAUAGAACAGAUUGCAUUGUUUGGAAAACUGAUGAAUGUAUCAUUUUUCUUAAAGGGAAAGUAACGCUUUUAGUCAUAAAACAUAAAUUUUCGAACAUAAAUAUGAAAAAUUGCAAUCUGAUCUUUUGUCAGCAGUCUUAUAUCACUGGUUUCCAGACAUUUACUCACAAAUUGGCUUAUUUGGAGACAAAAAAAAGCUGUCAAAAUGGUCGAUCUGUGAGAGUGCAGAUUUAAGUUAUAUAUAUAACGAGUGGAUUAACUUCUGAAUUAAGGAAAGGGUUAAGUUACUAUUUGUUAUACAGGAACAAGGACUGAAAUAUUUGUGUGGUCAAUAAUAAGUAAGCUACUAUAUCUCAAAAUAAUUCUUAUUUUUUGUUGGUUUAAACUUACCAUAUAAUAUCAUAAGAUGUUGUUAUAAGAUGUUGUUGUUUUUUUCAGUAUCUUGGGGAAAAUGAGCUAUAUUUGAUGUUGGAAUAGGGAAUUUUCGUGUUGUUUUUCACAAAAUUUGGAAAUUUUAAUAAAUAUUUAUGUAAGUUGAAUAUACACAAUUACUCUUUUAAACCAUUUUUGAUGGCCAAUUAUAACUUCACAACAAAAAAGUAAAGUAUUUAAAAGAGAACUUGUACAAAUUUGUGUAGAACUUUUGAUUGGAAAUUUAUUCAGCAUUUGGUGGAAAAACAUGGACAUUUUGAGCAUAACUGAAAAUCGGCUAUCAAAAUCGUUUAAAAACAACAACCGUGGAGUAAUGUUUGUCCUGCUAUGCUAAGUAUCCAAGCAAACACCUUUGAUCUGUAUGUUGUAUGUGAAUACUUCUAUUUGCAUUGAAUGCAUAACAGUGGCCUCACUUCGAAUGCCGAAGCUUAAAUAUCCCAUGUUUUCAGUAGCAACGUUUUCAGCAUUUAAUCCUGGUAAUUUGAUCACAGUUUUUUUAACAAAAUGCUGAAGUUACAGUUUUUGUAGUUAAGAUUUCUGAAGGUUCGGCAUUUUUGCUUCUCUGUGAGAUAUCCAAUCGUUGCUCGACACAUGAUGCAACACCAUUUUCUCAUUUGACUAUUUACUCUGCAGUGAUGUAAAAAUUCCGAAAUAGAAAAAAGGCAGCUUCGGCAUUUUGAAGUGAGACCAGCGAUAUAGUUGCUUGUCUGUAUGUACUAUAUUAAAUGCUUCAGAUAAUCAGAAAAAGAAAAUGUUUUCAUAUAAACUUAAAAUAUGAUUAUAAAUUGAUACAAGCUUGACAUAUUUGAUACUUAAUACAUUAUUUUCAUGGAGCGGCAGUUUAAAUAAACCAGUACAUCAGAAGUGACAUCAUUUCAGUUUCAAUCCCAUAGACAUUCAGCUUUCAAGAAUUAUACCCAGGAAAGACAUAAAAACUACAUUAUGAAUUUCUUACUUUCCAUCAAUUUUUCAUGUUCUCUUCGAAGUUUGUGAUAAUAAGAUGCAAACAAAGAGUUUAAAAAGUCAUUUUACUUUUUAAGCAUAUGUAAACAAAAAUGUUUUUGUUCUUGUAGGAAAAUAUCUGUGCUUGUUCUUGUGUGAACAAAAGUGCGCUCCUGACAGUGCGCAGUAUUACAAGAACUAGUGCAUAUAUAUUCAUUUAAAAUCAAUGAUAUAUAUGCUUUUUUGUUGUUUUUAUGCUGUAUGAACUCAGUAGGGCACGGGAGGUGAAAUUCUAUGAAACGCGCUAACGCUUCUUGGUAAUUUGCUCGCUCGCUGUGUGCGAUCAAUAUGUAUAUUUACAUUUGAAAUAAUUAUUCAAUAUGAUUAAAAAUUAGCAGUUACUUCUGCAAUUGAGUUUUUGUUCUUAAAGAAAUUAAACCGACUACAUACAUUUGGCUAAAAGAAUUGCAGAUAUUUGUAUCAUCAUAUAUCAUUGGUUAAAUCAUGAUGUGCUAAUCCAAUCGCAGCGCAAUAUUGAAAUAACCAAUGACGUCAUAACUCCUUGCGUGUUAUACAAUAUGAUCGUCAAGUUUUAUGUCAUAAUCUCAAGGACUAGGCGAAUGUAAAUAUAUGUGUGUGUCACUAUUUGCAUCACCCCUAUUAAUUUUGCUGUUCUUAUUUUAGUGGUCUACAUGAUAAAAUUGUGUCUAUUGAUUGAUAAACUUUAACUUGACUUGAAACAUUUCAUAAUUUCAUAUUAUGUGAUAUAAUUUAUUCAAAAUUUUAAAUAUAUUUCUCUCAUUUUUUGUACAAAAAAUGAAAUCUUUACUUGUAUCGGAUAUUUAAAAAUAUUUCUUCUCUAAAGUUAAGCUGGAGAUAUCGUAAUACGCCAGAUAAGGCCAUGCAAAAUUGAUUUUAUGUUUAGCAUACUUUAUGGCAAAUAAGGCAAUGCAAAAUUGAUUCUAUGUUUAGCCUAAUUUAUUGCAAAUAAGGCCAUGAAAAAUUGAUUCUGUGUUUAGCCUAGUUUAUGGCAAAUAAGGCCAUGCGAAAUUGAUUCUAUGUUAAGCAUUCUUUGUGGCAAAAAAGGCCAUGCAAAAUUGAAUCUUUGUUUAGUGCAGUAUAUUGCAAAUAAGGCCAUGCAAAAAUAAUUUAUGUUUAACCUUGUUUUUAUGCAAAUAAGGCCUUGCAAAACGGAUUCUAUGUUUAGCAUAGUUUAUGGCAAAUAAUGCCAUGCAAAAUUUAUUCUAUGUUUAGCGUAGUUUAUGGCAAAUAAGGCCAUGUAAAUUGAUUCUAUGUUUAGCGUAAUUUAUGGCAUAUCAGGCCAUGUAAAUUGAUUCUAUGUUUAGUGUAAUUUAUGGCAAAUCAGGCCAUGUAAAUUGAUUCUAUGUUUAGUGUAAUUUAGGGCAAAUCAGGCCAUGCAAAACGGAUUCCUGUUUAGCGUAGUUUAUGGCAUAUAAGGCCAUGCAGAAGUGAUUCUAUGUUUGUGGUCUUAAGGUAUUAAGCAAAUAUGGUAAAAUUUACUGUAAAAAAAAAGGGUUUCAACAAUGAAAAGGUUGACGCAUCUUUGUCAAAAUUACUUGUAUUUUUGGUAGUUUGAAAUAUUUCGGAAUUCCAUUUUUUAGUCAUUAGUAAAUAAGGCUCCUGAUUCAAGAAAAAGACACUUGCACAGUAAAAUUAAACAGUCUUGAUUCAUUGACCUACAAAUGUCUAUGUUGUUGAUUUCUUUUCAAUUACAGUUGGUGAAAUCUGCUUCGUAUCAAGCAAAUGUGUUUUCAAGAAAAAAAUAGGAUUUUUUUUCUAUGACUGCUUUUUUUCCUGCUUGGUAUAUGUAAGUUUUGAAAUUGGAACCUGACAAUUAAAACUUAGAAUCUAUUUGGUAUGGCCUUAUGUUGUGUACUACAUACAUGUCUGCUCAAAACAUUGUUUACAUUUUUGUGCAAUAGAAAUUGAUGUGAAAUCUAACUUAGGUUGUAUAACAGUUUUAGUAGCACUUAUAACAUUCUAUGGAAUAAAAGACUAUUGGUAUUUUGUAAGAUAAAUUGUGCUUCUUGCUAUCAUAAUAAUGCAUGUCAUUAGGUUGCCAUGGUUAUUUUUCUCAUUUAUGUUUGUCAUAUUGACUGAUUGUACUGUAAUCUUUAAUAACGGAAUUUUACUAACCCUUGGAAAAUCUUUAUAACAUGACAUCUAUUGUUACUAUAUAUGUGUUACAAUGUAAAUAGGGGAGGAUUGUUUAUUUCAGUGUAAGAUCAUAAUAUAUUUCACCCGAGUAAGCACCAAAGUAGCAACAAGUGAAAUAUUCACUUUUGGUUUUUACAAGGUGAAAUAUAUUACAAUCUUACACUGAAACAAACAAUUUUUCUUUUAUUGUAUGAAUAUGAAGACAAUUAUUAACACUUUUUUAGAAAAACGUGCCAGUUUGUUUGCGCAUGUAAUGUCUUCUCUGAAACGACCUCAUUAAAAUUGCAUGCAUGCUGAAGUUUUAUUGGGAUCUGAAAGCGACUAAAAUUUGUUUGAAACAUUGAAAUAUCAAUUUUAUUUUCACUGAUUAAUCUCUAUAAACCUCCGGAAAGCAUAUAAUAAUGUUUUAUGUUCAGAAAUUGUUUCAUCCUGAAUCAGAAUUGUUUAUGCCCACACCUCAAUCUUGCAUGCAAAACUGUUUAAGGCUAGGCCAAAUUAAUUAUGUUUUACGUCAUUAAGUGGUAAGGUUUCAGUCCUAAAAAUAAAAAUAAAUUUCUAAUUAAAAAAAAACCAAUCAUCUGAGUCAGGAAUAUGAACAUUAAAUUAUUAUACAAGGAGAAGUUCAAUUAUUGAGAGGUUUUGGACCUUCCAAUGUAUAUGAUGCCUUUUUCGAUUGUUAAAUAUGCUACCAAGGCCAUUUGAUGUAAAGAUAAUAAGGUUGAUGUUUUUUUCUUUUGGAUUUUGUUUGUUUUCCUGCUCGGUUGAUAGGGUUUGAAAUUAGACCUUUGGGGUUCCUUUUAUAAAGAUCUUAGUGAAUUUUAGUGUGAAAUGUUGAUUUUAGUCGAUAAAUGUCAUUUUCAUUAUAGAUUUUGCAUGAAUUUACAUUAAGCCAGUAGUAAAAAUGGAAUCAAAUGUUAGUUAAAAAAAAAAUCGCUUCUCGAAAUUUCGUGACAAAGAAAUUUUCUUCUAAUUCAAGAUUACGGUUUUGGAGUUUAACGACUAAGAUUAUUUACUGAAACAGGCCCCAAAUGCUCAACAUAGAAUAAAUUUUACAUGGCCUUUGAUGAAAUACAGGGAUGUGAUUUGUCAGGAGGAUUUCAACGGAUAUAAUGGCUCCAGGGACCAAAAAGAAGAAGAAAAAAAAUAUAUAUACAUAUAAAUUUAUAUAUAUAUUUUUUUUAACUUUUUAAUAUAUCAAAAACAGUUAGCUGGUUGCGUUUGGUUGUUUCUUUAUUUGUCGGUAAUAUUGACACUCCAGUUUGCUUCGAUUUUGAAAGUCUCAAGGACUCUAAAAAAUCUAGAUUUGUUUCACGGCAGGGUGCUACACCCCCUUUGACACCCACUGGUGGCCUAAAGUGCACCCGAAAAUUAACCCAUGGCCGAAAUGUUUUCAGCCCUUCAGCUUCCAGGUCAAUCACAUCCCUAAAAAAGAAAACAUUAAAACACCUAUUAAGCGGUCUUAAUAUCCAAUAUUAUUGAAGGUCAAAAUGCAGGACAUAAGUACAACUACAAUCCAGCCUUCAUUUAAAGCUGCACUCUCACACAUUGACUGUUAUGACAACUUUUUUUUCUUUUUUGUUUUAUGGGCAAAAUUUUGUAUAAACGUCUGAAAACCAGUUAUAUAAGACUGCUGAUAAAACAUCAGAUUGCAGUUUUAAAUAUUUACUCUCUAAAAUUGAUGUCUUAUGGCUUAAAGCAUUACUAACGCUUUAAGAAUUUUAAAAUGAAAAUCUGCCAAGAUUUUCAAUUAAUUGAGAUCGGUUCUAUUGUGUGUAAUAUCCUAUAUGACUUUUUGAAACUAUUGAUUCAAAAAUCAGCUGAUUCUGAGCCAAAAAAAUGAAAAAAUUGUCAAAUCAGCUUGCAGAGUGCAGCUUUAAAUGAAUCUAACAUUUUUUUCUAAUUAGUAAUUUAUAUGUUACUUGAACGACAUUGAAAAACAACUACCCUACCAGCUUAGCAGCUAUACUGACUAAUGUUCAGUUACUCCAAUUUCAGAAAAACCUUUUAACUACUUGACCAAUGAAGAAUUACUGGUAAAAUACCAUAUAAAUUUUGUUUCCUGAAACACUUCAUAGGCAUGUAAUUAUCUCGCUUAAAUGUUUUUGAUUAAGUUUACAAGCAGAAUAAAGACGCUGUGUGCAAAAAAACCUGAAAUAAUAACCCUAGAAAUAGCAAUUUAAAAGAAAACUUCAUUCUAAAAAUUGUUCCAAGCUUUGAGGUAGUACCUCUCUGUAUAACAGAUGUCUCAAAUUACUGAGGUAAACAUCAUGUCAUCAUUAAAAGGCUUGAGGUUAUUUUAGAAAAAAAUUAUAUAUUAGGUACAGUUUCUUCUUUUGGCUAGUAUAAUUUUUCUUUGAUGUAUAAUUGGAUCACAUCAGACAGAAAUUAAAACCGUCACCAAAGAAUACAAAUCUUGGUUUCGCUGCAAGAGAAAACAAAAUCAGAAUGAAAUUUGUCUAAAAUAACCUCAAGUCUUUUGAUGAUACUAUGACUAUGAUAUAUGUGCAGAAUAAAGUGAUCUUUAAAAACAGCUAAAUUUAGGGUUAUUUAAUAUCUGGUAUAUUUGUGCAUGCAUAGUCUCUUUAGUCAUAGAUUUUAAAGGGGCUAGACACCAGAUGAUACAAGAAAAAAAGAAAAUAUAAAAUAGCCAUCGAUGUGUACAACACCUUGAAUCUUACUUACUCCUGUAUCACAUCGCUAAUGAUACAUGCAUCUUUCGUAGAUUUUGAGCAUUUUUCCAAUUUGAAAUUUACUCAUGUUGUCAACCACGUAAGUUUAAAAAUAGCGUUGGUAUAUUUAUCUGUACUCAUAAACAGAUAUGAUUUAAACUGGGAAACCAUGAUGUGCUUUUUUAAACAGGGAAACACAGAUGAGACAGCAACAUGAUUGUUAAUGAUUUUAAUCAUGUAUUAUAAUGUAUUAUCAACCUACUACUAGCUCGCACUGGCAAUUAAAGGCUUGUUUUGAGGAUAUACUGUAUAUUUGAUGAUUUGGGGACAAUCUGGUGUCUCGCCCCUUUAAGUCUGAAGUGUCUUGCCCCUUUAAUUUUUAGGGUUAAUCCUGCAAAAUUGAUUUAGAGCUUAUAACUUCAGACUGUUGUACAGUUGUAAAGAUUACCUGUUGCUCUGACUUUUGAAGCAACAACAUUAGAUAGUUCCUUGAAAUUAAUACAUUUAACUUUAGAAAUCAUUUCAAAAGGGGUCUAAGCCCCUUUACCCAAACAAAUCCUGUGGUGGUAUUCAAUAUUCAAUUAAAGUUAGUCUUAUGGUAACAAGUACUCAGAUUAGCUACAUCGUUCUUAGAUCCAAUUAAGACCAGCAUUGAAUACCAGCCCAGGAAUUGUUUCAAGGAUUAAAAUUAUCAGCUGUUAUAAGAACCCCUGUUUUUUUCUGGUUGUAUAUUAUAUUCCUGUAUGAAUUAUGUUGUUUUUUUUGUCUCACAUGUUUCAUUUGUGUAUAGGAUAUUGUAUUUUAUGGUUGUUACUGAUGUUAUAUGCAACAUUGUUAUGAUUUGGACCAAUAACUUGUAGCAAGGGUUUGGAUCUGAUGUACAAUUAUAACAGGUUGAUCAUUGCAAGAAUAUGUUUUAUGGUUGGUAAUAAGAUAAUAAUAAAGUAUCUU